Messenger RNA from Parnassius mnemosyne (clouded apollo), 687 nucleotides. The record is from the annotation of a GenBank genome assembly. Lineage: Eukaryota; Metazoa; Arthropoda; Insecta; Lepidoptera; Papilionidae.
AUGCACUACCCGCCACGUCUCGAUAGGGAAGUGACAACAAAACUAAACCACAUAAAUGAAAGUUGCCAAAACAAGGCCGUCGAUUCCAGGUCUCAAGCCAUAGACGAUUCAAUUAUAUUGUUCAAGAGCCAUUCAUCGUUGACGCAGUACAUGUCUUUGAAAAUCAAGCGUGGAUACAAAGUUUGCUGUCGGUGUGAUAGCCAAAGCGGAUAUUUGUAUGAGAUUGACAUAUACACCGAUAAGACUGAAAACACAUUUGAAGAAGAACUAGGGGCAAAAGUUAUAAAGAAAUUAAUACAGAAACAUAUAACAAAAGGUAUGCAGAAUUCUCACAUAACUUUUUGUGACUUUAAAAUUUUAGCCUAUUGGUUUGACAACGAUAUAUACGUGACUGGCACGGUGCGCAGACUAAGAGCGGACGUGCCUGAUCUUGUAAAAGGAGCUACAGAAAAGAAGUUGAAGCUACCAAAAAGAAACUUCGAGUGGAGGGUCAAAGAGAAUGUAGCUUUAAUAAUUUUGCAAGACAAUAAAGAAGUGCUGUUUAUGACAAACGCCAUUUAUCCUAAGCUCUGUCGAACCACAGUGACGAGAAUGAAAAAGAUGGAUCUAAAUAAGAUGUUCGGUGCCCCUUUGUUACAAAGGAAACCACCAAAAGAAUGGAAGGGGUGGAUCGGUUUGAUCGACUAA